CCAGCCUCAGUAAGCGACCCCUGAGACGUGGGGAAAUUUGUGUAUACCAGCAGCAUUUGUGUCAGUUUUACUCACUUUCCUUUAAUGUUUCUUUGAGUGGUGUGAUAUCUAGAAGCUGGGUUUGAAACUUAAAUAUUAAGGAAGAAGACCAUCUAUUCCUUGUCCACUUUCAAGUGGGAGUCUGAGGGCUCUGUUUUCUACAACUUAAGCAAAUUGAAGUGCUAUAGGCCUUGCUUGUCACCACUGCCUCCUUCAACAAGCCACUCGUUCUUCCCCCUUCCUUUGCAGUGGCACUGAUCUGUGUCACAGGGUCAGGUGAAUGCCAUUUAAGGAAGGCUGUCUAGCUGAAGGCUACCCAGUGCUUUUGUAGAAAUAGUUUGCUGGCAGUUUUCAGACUGACUUGAGGUUGAAAUCCAACCACUUCAGAGGUGCCACUUCAAGUAAAGGAGCAGGAAUAUAUGGCAUACUGGAAGGGAGGCAGGAGAAAAAUCUGGGUAGAUGUGAUGGGUGUUGCAGCAAUGGCUUGGCUCUGUUUAAAAAGAAAAAAAAAAAUCCAUCAAACUGCAUGUUUAAUUUUCAGCUGGAUCAUCUUGCUGGACUGACUUGUAGUGUGGCUGCACAGCUUCUUGCCCUUGGCUUGUGCUGAAUCACAGAGCCCAUAUUCCUGGACUGCACCUUGAGGUCGUGCCACACCACGCAGGAGAGGAGCAGUGCUCCCGAGAAAGGGAUUGCACCGAGAGAUCUGGUGAUCAUGUUCAGAGCAGAAGAUGCCGUGCUGUGUAGUUUUAGUAGCUGGUUGGGCUUCUGCUUUAACCUGUAAAUGGAAAACUCCUGUUUGCAACAAUUUGGGAUUCCAGUUACUCCUCAGUGCCAGGUAGAGAGAAUUGUUGACAAAAGGAAAAACAAGAAGGGAAAAACAGAGUAUUUGGUGCGGUGGAAAGGAUACGACAGUGAAGAUGAUACUUGGGAGCCAGAGCAGCACCUUGUUAAUUGUGAGGAAUAUAUACAUGAAUUUAACAGACGCCACAAUGAAAAGCAGAAAGAAAGCACAUUAACCAGGACAAACAGGACCUCUCCAAAUAAUGCCAGAAAACAAAUCUCUAGAUCUACCAAUAGUUCUUUUUCAAAGACAUCUGCUAAAUCUUUAGUUAUGGGUAAAGACCAUGAGUCAAAAAAUAAUCAACUCUUUUCUGCCACCCAGAAGUUACGGAAAAACAGUUCACCAUCUCUUUCUGGAAGGAAAAAUAUGGACCUCGCAAAGUCAGGUAUUAAAAUCCUAGUGCCCAAAAGUCCAAUGAAGAGCCGGACAACAGUUGAUGGCUUCCAGAACGAAAGCCCGGAUAAAAUGGACCAUAUAGAACAGGAUCAAGAAGACUCUGUAGCACCAGAAGUAGCCGCGGAAAAACCAGUGGGAGCUUUAUUAGGACCUGGUGCAGAGCGUGCUAGAAUGGGCAGCCGACCAAGGAUACAUCCAUUAGUGCCACAAUUGCCAGUGCCAGUAACAGCCACAAUUGCAUCAGCAUUAACAAUAAAUGGAAAAGGUACAUCCACCUUUAUGGAAGCAUUAGCAGCCAAUGGUACAACCAACAUACAGACAUCUGUGACAGGAGUCACAGCCAGCAAACGAAGGUUUAUUGAUGACAGGAGAGAUCAACCCUUUGACAAAAGGCUACGUUUCAGCGUGAGGCAGACGGAGAGCGCGUACCGGUACAGAGACAUUGUUGUCAGGAAACAAGAUGGAUUCACGCAUAUUUUGCUAUCGACAAAAUCAUCUGAAAAUAAUUCACUAAAUCCAGAGGUAAUGAAGGAAGUCCAGAGUGCACUGAACACAGCAGCUGCAGAUGACAGUAAACUCGUUCUGUUCAGUGCAGUUGGUAGCAUUUUCUGCUGUGGUCUUGAUUUUAUUUAUUUUAUACGACGUUUAACGGAUGAUAGAAAAAAGGAAAGCACUAAGAUGGCAGAAGCUAUUAGGAAUUUUGUGAAUACUUUUAUUCAGUUUAAGAAGCCUAUCAUUGUAGCAGUAAAUGGCCCAGCCAUUGGACUUGGAGCAUCUAUAUUGCCUCUGUGUGAUGUGGUUUGGGCUAACGAGAAGGCUUGGUUUCAGACACCAUACACUACUUUUGGACAAGGUCCGGAUGGAUGUUCAUCCCUUACAUUCCCUCGGAUAAUGGGCCUGGCUUCUGCCAAUGAAAUGUUGUUCAGUGGAAGGAAGUUGACUGCACAGGAAGCUUGUGCCAAAGGACUCGUCUCUCAAGUGUUUUGGCCGGGAACAUUCACACAAGAAGUAAUGGUUAGAAUCAAGGAACUGGUCACAUGUAACUCAGUUGUACUUGAAGAAUCCAAAGCUUUAGUACGCAACAUCAUGAAGGUGGACUUGGAACAAGCAAAUGAAAAGGAAUGUGAAGUUUUGAAGAAAAUCUGGGGCUCAGCACAAGGAAUGGACUCAAUGUUAAAAUAUCUGCAGAAGAAAAUUGAUGAGUUCUGAUGAGAUGCCCAUUGACACUGGAAUUGUAUUUCUGGGACAUCAGGGCAAACGUAAAGUGCCCAUUUAAAAAAAACUAUAUAAACUAACCCCUUGCUCAGCUUGGGAACAGGAGUGGACACCCUCCCCUUUUAUUGUCAAGGGGUUUAAAAGUACUGUAUCACUUAAAUCUGAACAAAACUCCUUUCUCCCUGAUUGUUACAUAUAGAUAUACACACACACACACAAGUGUAUGUGUGUGCAUAUAUAUGUCUUUUAUAUAUAUAUAUAUAAAAUGUAAUAUGUGUGUGAGAGUGUGUAUGUAGACACACGCACACAAGCUAAAAAAAAAAAAGAUAGAGUGCACUACCAAACAUCUCUUUAAAGGCUCUAGUUUUUGUUAUCUUUGGCUAGUACUGUAUCAAAUAGAGAAUGGAUUAAAAAGUGAAUGGUGUUGCAUUAUUUUCUGUGUGGCAGGGAAGUCUGGAAUAAUGCUUUUCUUGUUCAUUAGAUUACAGCAUUGAAACGGGUAUUAGCCAGCCCUUACUUUCACUGCCCAAGGAGUCAACGAAGAUAGAAGGCCUUGUCUUAGAAGAAGGUUGAAAUACCUCAAGCAAUGGAACAUUGUAAAAUGUGGGGUAAUUAAACCCUGUUAAGCUUACAUCACAUAUAUCCCCAAAAAGAGAGUGUGCUCAGGAUUAUUGCUAAGAAAACACUCUGUCCUUUUUGGGGGGGAGGUAUAGAGGGGUGGGAGGAAGAGGGCAGGAAUACGUUUAAUUCUUACCCAGAUAACAUGAAGAAACCACUGUCUCUUAGGGAAGGGGAAUGAGGGGAAGCGGGAGGGAAAUGGAAGGGGAAAGAAAGAAAAAAUAAAAAAGAGCUUGUUUUGCAGUAUUAGUGAAUCACUGAAUAUCUUCUGUAUGACUAUCCUAAGUUAUAAGUUAGUUUUAGUGGGGUUUUUAAAAACGUCUCUGAAUUUGGGAUUUUUUUGUUUGUUUUCUUGCUUUUGGGGUUUGGUUUUUUGUUGUUUUGUUUGGUUGUUGGGUUUCUUUUUUAAUAACUACAUAAGUGCUUCUGUUGCUGGGUGAGAAUACUACUUUAUAUACAGUUUGGAUUUUGUUUUUGGUUCUUUUUUUCCUAUUUGCUGGUUUAAUUGAUGUAUUACACCAAAAAUGCAUUUUAUGUUCAUAAAUUUUAGGUUCACUUAGAAUAUAUUAUUUAAUAAGUUAAAAUUCUUUUGGCACACUAUUACGUAAAAAACAAAAAACUCCUUUUUAAAAAAAAACAACUACCUUAUAUUAGAUGUUUAAUGUUCUUUGUCUAUGCUUUUUUAUUAUUUUAAAUAUACACUAUAUACGGUAUGGUGUAAAAGAGUGCCCUGUGUAAAUAGACCUAUUUUGCAUUCCUUUCAGGAGUGGUUAUUGAUUCCUGACUGCAGAUACCUAUUAUUACUUGGGUGUCUGUGCUUGCAAUCUUAUUGAAUGUAUUAUGAAGAAUGAAAAAGAAAUCAAACCUUAUUUUUGUACAGUUUUGAAGUUUUUACUUGGAACUGACCCACCUCCCCUUCCCAGUGGAGAGCUGUACAGUGUGUAAAUCUGCCUUUACCUUGGAUUGGUACAGUAUUUUUGCAUCUGUGGGACCUACUUCUUUGUUCUUAGUAGUUUGAACUAUAUAUAACUGUACAAUCUGUAAAGUUUUUAUAGAAUAAAUAUUCAGCUGUGAAAACUGGUUAAAUAAAACUAAUAUUUCUUAACACAUUUUAAA
Molecule: messenger RNA, 4225 nt
Organism: Pezoporus flaviventris
Lineage: Eukaryota; Metazoa; Chordata; Aves; Psittaciformes; Psittacidae
Gene: CDYL
Product: chromodomain Y like
Exons: 7
Coding region: 821-2485 (554 amino acids)
Cellular component (GO): nucleus
Molecular function (GO): transcription corepressor activity
Source: RefSeq, a predicted model, not a curated record